UCACCUCACACAAACGCUCCAUCACGUCAAAAUGCUACGAAGAACACGCAAAGCAGUCGUUCAUGUUACUCUAUUCUUCGGAGCUCUUCUACUAAUCGUAUUCAUCAAUCUCCCACAAUCAAACAGCAAGUUCUUCGCCUGGGAUAAGGUUCGCUACCAAACGUCAUCUGCAUCACUUCCUGAAACCCGCGGCAUCUGUCCUGGUCUGGACAAAACAACAAAGCCAGUACUCGUAGUAUCACGAGUCUCUUCUGAUGGAGACAUCAACUGGUCGGAUAGCCUGUCUGAAAAAUAUCAUCGAUGUGUCUACACGGCUGAUGCACCGCUCGACAAAACUGCCGUGCAUUUGCAGGUCCCGGCGAACCGUGGUCACGAGGCGAUGGGGUACCUGACUUUUCUGAUUGAUAAUUACCAGAAUGUUCCCAAAGCUGGAGUGGUGUUUGUUCAUGGAUCUCGUUGGGCGUGGCAUAACGAUGCGCCGGAUUACGAUAACACGGCUCUCCUUUCAAUGCUGAAUGUCACUUCUGCGUUGGCGCCUUUUGGAUACCACAAUCUCCGCUGUGACUGGAGUCUCAGUACCUGUCCAUUGUCUACAGCACCUCAAGGAAGUUUAGAGACUUCUUCGCAAGCAAUUCUUGCACCAUGGGAUGCACGAGCGACUUCUGACGCGGCACUCCCAAUAGCCUUGGCAUCGAUAUUUGGAGGCGAGGGUUUUGCAAAGUAUGGACCAAAACUAUAUCUCGGCCGUACUGCUACAGUACGAUCACAAUGCUGCGCACAAUUCGUCGUUUCGCAAGAAAGUAUCUGGCGACACUCCCAUGAAGAAUACAUUGCCCUUCGACAAUGGCUUCUCGACGGCCCAGCCAACAAAGAUGCCGCACCUCCAGACGACAAAGUAGCUGGUCGGAUCAUGUCUUACAUCUGGCAUAUUCUCUUCAUCAAGCAAAAGAAGAGUGACAUCUCCGCCGGUGUCGUCGACCUCGACCAGCUGAAUAAUCAAGCUUGUCCGCGUGCCGAUGAGUGCUACUGUCGACUUUAUGGACGUUGCAAUCUUCGUGGGUGUGAAAAACCUGGGAAGUGCCUGGGCCAGUAUCAGUUGCCUCCGAAGUUGAAAGCUCCGAAUGGUCUGGAGACUGCAGUUUCUGAUUCGGAUCAGAUUAAGGUUGGUGUUUGGGGGAAGGAUGGCCUCAAGCAUUGAGUUGGCUGUAGAUCUGUGGAGAUCAUUCGCAUCUGAAGACUUUAGAGACAUAGAGACUCGGUGUGAGAUCGCAACUGGCCGUCAGGCGAAGGCAACUGUUGAAAGGGAGUUGCGAGCACGCAUGCCACCUCGCGGCUACAAGCCAUGAUUCCCGGAGAUUGGAUGCAAGCGAUGCUGCGAGGUCCCGACGGUAGAAUUAAAUCAAACUGAAACGACCGGCAGUGAUGAGAAGAGGAAGUCUUUGACAUGGGAUCUAGCAUGUGUGAGUGCUGGAAAUGCAAACAAAAUUGCUGUGUUCGGAAUCUCUGCAAAUCUUUAUCAGCGGUUCAGCCUAUCCCGAAAUCGAGCUGGAAAGAUCCUACAAACUUCAACAUGGCAGCUGUUCACAGUAUGAAAAUGAUAAGGCUGUAUAUCUGUCCCCCGGAGCCGGAAAGUGGAGGUGGGACUUGUGCUGUAUUACAACCUUUACCAUCUGCUAGAUAUUGGUGGUGGCUAGAAGUGUCCAUCAAAGAUAGUUCAAGAGUAUUCGGCGUACUGAGUCUUGCUAUGCUGUGAGGUCGGCCGGGUUGCUUGCAAUGUGCUCGGAGAAGUCUCAUUGAGGCGACAAUCUCAUCGAAGCUCCAUGCGGGAGAUAAGGACUCUACCCGAGCCGAUUCGUAUGGCAGCACAAAUAGACCUCUCAAUUCAAAUUGCAUCUGCAAAAAUUGCGCAGCCCGAUAUGAGAAUCCGUCUGAUCCGAAUGAUCUGGCUUCCCAAACUUACACCUUUUCUCGAUAACUCGAAAAUAUCUGGAGAGGUUUUGAGAGUUGCUGGAAGAAUUGUUGAGGAAAGAAGCCGCUGAAUUGUCGCCUGGCACUAUUUGCUCGCACCUUAAGUGAGCGUAAACAGGCAGUGCAGAGAGAUUGUCGGGAAAGUCAAUAAUGAGAACCUUCUACAUUUCACCCCAAACCAGGGGGAAUGCAUAAAUCCAGCAUAAUGGGGCUCUUAUCGCUCUUUUCUUCUGUCCUUCCCUGCUUCAGCAAGGUCCAGGUAGACCGUAGCUGUGGCUAGCACAUUCUGUGUCGAAGUUCAUUCUUUUAUGAAUCAAGGACCUUUGGUACAAUUUGAGAAGUACUCAAGAUACUACUCCUUUCAACUGGGACUCAAGUUCGAAGAGGUCAAAACCAAGCAGGGAAUCGGAAAGUUCAAAGCAUACAAAUAACACAACAUCCGAGGCAAGCGCCAAAAAGUUUGACAGCCAGCGCUUGCCAGCUGUCUCUCCCAGAACAUAUGUAGACAGACCUUCAUAUUCAUCAAUCCAUCCACUAUCAAGAAAAGAUACAGUAGUUAAAUUGAGGGAAACUUCCCAUAGCCUG
Cadophora gregata is the source of this 2553-nucleotide messenger RNA. RefSeq lists its product as uncharacterized. Lineage: Eukaryota; Fungi; Ascomycota; Leotiomycetes; Helotiales; Ploettnerulaceae. The transcript has a single exon. Bases 32 to 1198 code for a protein of 388 amino acids. The record is from RefSeq and is a predicted model, not a curated record.